AUGGUUCAUUCCUUUUUGAAGAAUCUACUCCAGGCCUACGUUGCAAAGCUUUAGAAAGGAAUGUUUACUAGGAAACAAGUGCAUACAACAAGAAAAAAAGAAAUCAAUAGUGACCUAAAGCUACAAAGACACUCACAAGCAAAUCAGGCACAAAAUCAAAAAUUUUCUGUAAAUUUGAAGACCACUGUCAAAAGAUUAGCAAAAUGCCAGUCUGCUCAUAAUUUAUCUGUGGAUGAAGAGGAAAGAAGAGUAGAGUAUUCACUUUCUCCAACAUUGAGUUACAGGGUAGCCAUAGCUAACGGACUGAAAAGGAAACUAGGUUCAUCAAAUGAUGACAACCUUUUUCCAGUUCUAUGGUCUAUUGAUAGUGCUACUUCUGAAUCAUUGAAUGAAGUCCACCUUUGUCAGAAGGUAAAGGAGCAAAAAUCAAACACUAUGCCAGUAAGAAGAAAUAGGAAAAGUGUCAGUAGUCUUGCUGCAUCUGAUGGAGGUUCAGAUGCGGAUCGCACAUUGUUACGACUAGGUGCAUUACGUAAACUUCGCAAAUGGAAAAAAAGUCAAGAGUGUAUUUCCUCAGAGACAGAAAUGAGUACCUGGAAGAAGUCUCUUGGUUUCAGGAGCAAAUCAUUGGACAGAACCGGCCGCACGCAGCAGAAGAGUGGACUCGAACCCACAUUCAGUUCAAGUGGCUGCAUCAGUCAGACUCAUAAUGUCAUGGAAAUGAUUUUUAAAGAACUUCAAGGAAUAAGUCAAAUAGAAACAGAGCUUUGUGAGCUGCGUGGACAUGUAAAUGCCCUGAAACAGUCUAUUGAUGAAAUUUCCACAAGUGUGGAAGUAGUGCAAACUGAAAUUGAACAAUUACGUUCUGGAUUUGUACAGUCCAGGAGAGAAACCAGAGAUAUUCAUGACUAUAUUAGACAAAUUAACUAUCAAGGAAACAGUGUAAGCCUAAGAUUUAUUAAUGUACCAGAAGAAAUGCAUGAGAAUACUGAAAGUUUAAUUUAUACGAUUAUAGAAGAGAAGUUAGGACUAACAGAUGCAAGAAAAACUGUUCAGAUUGAACUUGCCCAUAGACUUGGGCAGCGGCGAGACUGUAUCAGUGCUAAGCCCCGCCCCAUUCUUGUCUACUUUGACAGUCCACAGAACAGAGAUUUAAUUCUUAAAAAAUGUUAUAAAUUGAAAGGUUCUGGUAUUGGAAUUUCCACAGAGAUCUUUUAUGACCCAAAUGACAGAAAGGAAUUUUCACUUCCACCAAAAUCACAGACUUAUGAAAGUAUGAAUAUGAAACUAACAACAACUGAAGAAGAAACCAGAGGCAGUGAGUUGGCAUCAUCAAAGUCGAGUGACAAAGACCUGGAAGAAGAAAAUAGCCAUUGUUUUGAAAUCAGUUCAAAAGCGGUUUUUGAGAAAGUACUUGUCUCUCCAAAAUUGGGUGCAGAAUCACACAAUGUUGUUAACAUUGACAGAACUAUUUUUUGUAGCUCAUAUCCAAAUUCCAUGCAGUUAUGUACUGAUGAUAAUUUUCAUUCCCCUCUAUUUGAAGGCACCCAAAAACUGACAGAGCCUUAUUACAAUGAGCUGACAUCCACGUGGCUGCAGAAUGAUUACACUGCAGCUAAGCUCAGUCGUUCAGAGUCUGACUUUUCGAAGCUCUGCCAGUCAGUAUCUUACUCAGAAGAUUUUUCGGACAAUCAGUACUUCAUCAGAGCAGAUGGUGCCUCAGUUGUGUCAUCAUCAGAGAAGGAUCUUUGGUUUCGGGGUAAAGAAGAAGUUGCAACCUCAUGGGUUAACACCGGUAAUCAGCAGUAUGAUUAUGAGGACCAGCAAUACACUGAACAUACAGAAGCAGAAAAGAUGGAAACAGCUGAUAGUGGCAUGAGCAAUGGGUUAAUUUGUGCAUCAGGUGAUAGAAGCCAUUACAGUGAUUCUCAGUUGUCUUUGCAAUGUGACCUCUCAACGUGGCAAGAAUGGCAGCAUCUGGAACAAGGCACAGACUCUGGUCUAGACACUUCACAGCAUGUUUUUGCUUCUGAAGUAAAUAGUCCAUCUGAGCAAAAUGUCUUAAGCUACACUACAGAUUUUGAUGAAAGGUACCAGGCUGCUGACCAAGACUAUAAGGAGGAAAUGUAUGACACAACGCUAGACACGUCAGAAAGUAUUGGUUUUGAUGGGAAAUCUCAAAAUGAAUGGGAAAAUAUAUAUGACUCCUAUCAUGACACUUAUUCUACUGAUCAUUAUCAGUAUCAAAACAGAUCGCCACUAAGAUGUCAUAGCCAGAGUGAGCUACCUCGUGAUAGUGACACAGUGGAAGCACCUGCUAAAUCUUGGCAUAGUCGCCUGAGUAUUGAUCUCUCAGAUACUGGAUUCAGCUUCCAAAAAUUUGGAUCCUCUCUUCAACGUGCUAAAUCUGCCUUGGAGGUUGUUUGGAGUAAAAUGGACUCUAGAAGUACCCAGAGUCUGAGUGAAAAUGAAGUAAGAGGCAAUUUUAUGGGUCGUUUCAGGACUUUUUCUCAAUCUACAGCAGAUGAAUCAAGCACCACCCUUGAUUCUGAUAUGUACUGUGAGCCCUACUAUUACAGAGCUGAGGAAGAUGAGUCCAGUGAACAAGAAGGAGAAAAUGGAAUGGAUUAUGUUGAAGUGAUGGAGGAAGUUCUUGCAAAACUGGAAAAUAAAACCUUUCCUAAAGAAAGUAAUGAGCAAACUUUAGCAUCGGAGUCUUUGGAAGAGUAUGCCAUUCCAGUCUUAGCUGUAGAGAGUGAAGGAGUCUCUUAUGAUAUCAACAGUGUUAAUGAAGUUGUAGAGUCUGCAACUGAAAUCUUUGAAGAGGUCAUUGCAGCUGAAAGUCAUACUGUUUCAGAAGAAUGUUCAGAAGUUCAUGAAAAUCAGACUGCUCCGGAGGAAAAUCCUGAAGUUGAAAUGAAAGUUAGAAUAAGACCCACCUUCAAACAAGCUGCUUACAAAGCAUAUAGACAACAAAUAACAGACUUGGAAGAAUACUUAAAAAGUAAAGAUAACAAUUCUGUGGAUCAACAGGUUCAGCUCUCAAGUGGAAAUGUUUUUGAUGCGUCUAGCCUUUCUGGCCUCAAGACCCCAGGGGGGGUUGGAAGUGUGCUGUAUGGCAUUGACAGCAUGCCAGAUCUACGGCGGAUGAAGACAAUGCCUAUUGUUCGAGAUGUGGCAAUGACCUUUGCUGCUAGAAAAGCAGGUAUAUCUUUUGCCAUGGUUGCUAGAACCUCGAUAAACGAUCAAGAAUUGAAAUUACAUGUUUACAAGAAAACAUUACAGGCCUUAAUCUACCCAAUAUCAUCAACUACGCCGCACAACUUUGAGGUAUGGACAGCAACAACUCCAACUUACUGCUACGAAUGUGAAGGGCUGCUCUGGGGCAUUGCAAGACAAGGCAUGCGAUGUAGUGAGUGUGGUGUCAAAUGCCAUGAGAAGUGUCAAGACCUUCUCAAUGCUGACUGUUUGCAACGAGCAGCAGAGAAAAGCUCAAAGCAUGGUGCAGAGGACAAAACACAAAACAUUAUUGCAGCCAUGAAGGAAAGAAUGAAAAUCAGAGAGAGAAACAAGCCUGAGAUCUUUGAGUUGAUCCAAGCACAAUUUGAAGUGUCUAAGGAAGACCAUGCACAGCAUCUGAAGGCAGCAAAGCAGAAUGUGUUGGAGGGAACAUCUAAGUGGUCAGCAAAGAUAAAAAUAACAGUGCUCUGUGCUCAGGGUUUACAAGCAAAAGAUAAGACUGGCUCAAGUGACCCUUAUGUCACAGUGCAAGUGGGUAAAACCAAAAGGAGGACUAAAACCAUUUUUGGGAAUCUCAACCCAAGCUGGGAUGAAACUUUUCACUUUGAGUGCCAUAAUUCCACUGAUAGAAUAAAGGUUAGAGUCUGGGAUGAAGAUGAUGACAUCAAGUCUCGAGUUAAACAACAUUUCAAAAAGGAAUCAGAUGACUUUCUUGGACAAACAAUUAUUGAAGUCCGAACAUUGAGCAGUGAGAUGGAUGUCUGGUACAACUUGGAGAAGAGAACGGACAAAUCUGCUGUUUCUGGUGCAAUCAGAAUGAAAAUUGCUGUUGAAAUUAAAGGUGAAGAAAAAGUGGCCCCGUAUCAUGUGCAAUACACCUGCUUACAUGAGAAUCUUUUCAGUUAUUUGACUGAAACAAAGUAUAAUGGUGUUGUGAAGAUUCCACAAGUGAAAGGAGAUGAGGCAUGGAAGGUGUACUUUGAAGAUAAUGCUCAGGAAAUCGUGGAUGAAUUUGCGAUGCGCUAUGGUGUUGAAUCAAUUUACCAGGCCAUGACGCAUUUCUCCUGCCUGUCAUCCAAGUAUAUGUGCCCAGGGGUUCCAGCAGUAAUGAGCACCUUGUUGGCCAACAUUAAUGCCUUCUUUGCUCAUACCACAGCUACAACAAAUGUUUCAGCCUCAGAUCGAUUUGCUGCCUCAAACUUCGGAAGAGAAAAAUUUAUAAAACUCUUGGAUCAGUUGCACAACUCUCUGAGGAUUGACCUAUCUAAAUAUAGGGAUAAUUUCCCAGCAAGUAAUCCAGAAAGGCUGCAAGACCUGAAGUCAACGGUGGAUCUUUUGACCAGCAUUACUUUUUUCCGUAUGAAGGUUCAAGAACUGCAGAGCCCUCCUAGAGCAAGUUCUGUGGUGAAGGAUUGUGUCAAAGCUUGCCUGGACUCAACGUACAGAUAUAUUUUUGACAACUGCUAUGAUUUAUAUAACCAGUUAAUGGACCAGAGUAAAAAACAAGACAUUCCUCGUGAGGAACAGGGACCCAGCAUCAAAAACUUGGAAUUCUGGCCUAAGCUCAUUACUUUGAUGGUUUCUUGUGUAGAAGAGGACAAGACAGCCUAUACUCCUAUCCUGAACCAGUUUCCUCAGGAACUUCACAUGGGAAGAUUGAGUGCCGAAGUCAUGUGGCAGCUGUUUGCCCAGGACAUGAAGUAUGCUCUUGAAGAACAUGAAAAACAUCGAUUAUGCAAGAGUGCUGAUUAUAUGAAUUUGCACUUCAAAGUAAAAUGGUUUUACAAUGAAUAUGUGCGAGAUCUUCCGGGUUUCAAAGAUGCAGUAGCAGAAUAUUCUUUGUGGUUUGAACCUUUUGCCAUUGAUUGGUUGGAUGAAAAUGAAGAUGUGUCAAUGGAAUUUCUUCAUGGAGCCCUUGAGAGGGACAAAAAAGAUGGGUUCCAGCAAACUUCAGAGCACGCUCUAUUUUCUUGCUCUGUUGUGGAUGUCUUCACUCAACUGAAUCAAAGUUUUGAAAUUAUCAAAAAAUUAGAAUGUCCUAAUCCUGAGGCAUUGGCGCACUUUAUGAGAAGAUUUGCUAAGACUAUCAAUAAAGUUCUCCUCCAAUAUGCUGCCAUUAUCUCAAAGGAAUUUAGCUCACACUGUUCUAAAGAAAAGCUGCCUUGCAUCCUGAUGAACAACAUCCAACAACUGAGGGUCCAGCUGGAGAAAAUGUUUGAAUCAAUGGGUGGUAAAGAGCUUGAUGCAGAGGCCAGUUGUAUCUUGAAAGAACUGCAGAUCAAACUUAAUGGUGUCUUGGAUGAACUGAGCAAUAUCUUUGCCACAAGUUUCCAGUCUGUAAUCGAAGAAUGUGUGAAACAGAUGAACCUCGAGUUGUAUCAAAUGAGAGGAAAUGGAAACGCAUCUGCCAACAGAAACAACGCAGCCCUCGAUGCAGAAACUGUUUUGAGGCCUUUAAUGGACCUUCUAGAUAAAAAUCUCACACUGUUUGCUAAAAUCUGUGAGAAGACUGUUCUAAAAAGGGUUCUGAAGGAGCUUUGGAAAUUAAAUCUGAACACAAUAGAAAGAAAGAUUGUUCUGCCUCCGCUAACUGACCAAAGUGGAGCACAAAUGAUACUGAGUGCAGCGAAGGACUUGGGCCAACUAUCAAAGCUGAAGGAACAUGUGAUUCGGGAAGAGGUGAGAAGUCUCAGUCCACGCCAAUGUGCAAUAAUGGAGGUUGUACUGGCCACAAUAAAGCAAUAUUUCCACGCUGGAGGAAAUGGCCUGAAAAAGACAUUCUUAGAGAAGAGUCCAGACCUGCUGUCCUUGAAAUAUGCACUCAGCCUCUACACCCAGACAACUGAUGCCCUGGUUAAAAAGUUUAUCAGCACUCAGUCUUUACAAGUUCAGUCUACAAAUGGCUCAGUGGGAGAAGUGUCAAUUCAUGUAGACCUCUUCACUCACCCUGGUACUGGAGAACAUAAAGUUACAAUUAAAAUUGUUGCUGUCAAUGAGCUAAUCUGGCACACAACAACUAUGUUCCGACCAUUUGUAGAAGUUCACGUGAUUGGACCGAAUCUCAGUGACAGGAAAAGAAAAUUUGCCACAAAGACAAAAAACAAUGUUUGGUCACCUAAAUACAACGAGACUUUUCACUUCAUUCUGAGUAAUGAGAGUGGCCCAGAGUUCUAUGAACUACAUGUGACGGUGAAAGAUUACUGCUUUGCCAGAGAAGACCGGAUCAUCGGACUGACGGUCAUCCAGUUAAAGGAUAUUGCCGAGAAAGGGAGCUGUGCGUCGUGGUACACUCUCAUCAAGAACAUUUACAUGGAUGAAACUGGCCUGACAAUUCUCAGAAUACUGUCACAGAGGACCAAUGACGAAGUGGCCAAAGAAUUUGUCCGCCUCAAAUCAGAUGCCAGGUCUACUGAAGAAACCACAUAAGAAGCAGAGGAGAGAUCUGCACAGCAGCAGGAUUCUCCUCAGUGCAUGUCUGUUUUCAAUGUGUGGGUAUGUUUAUCUGAAUGUGCGGCUGUGA
Hypanus sabinus (Atlantic stingray) is the source of this 6760-nucleotide messenger RNA. Its product is annotated as protein unc-13 homolog C-like. Lineage: Eukaryota; Metazoa; Chordata; Chondrichthyes; Myliobatiformes; Dasyatidae. Gene Ontology annotation, cellular component: plasma membrane; presynaptic active zone cytoplasmic component; presynaptic membrane. Gene Ontology annotation, molecular function: phospholipid binding; diacylglycerol binding; calcium ion binding. Gene Ontology annotation, biological process: presynaptic dense core vesicle exocytosis; neuromuscular junction development; synaptic transmission, glutamatergic. The record is from RefSeq and is a predicted model, not a curated record. The transcript has 33 exons.